This is a messenger RNA of Chiloscyllium plagiosum (whitespotted bambooshark), 719 nucleotides long. The record is from RefSeq and is a predicted model, not a curated record. Lineage: Eukaryota; Metazoa; Chordata; Chondrichthyes; Orectolobiformes; Hemiscylliidae.
GUCUGAAGUGUCUUUCUCACCUGGUCUUGGACCAGACCAAAGUAAGCGAUUCAGGUAUGAUGGAUUACCUGGUGUGUGCUGGUGCCUCACUCGUUCACCUCAGCCUGAAUCAGACUGGCAUCACGGAGAGAGCACUGACCGUGUUAUCCAGAACUGUCCAACAGCUCCGGUUCCUGAGCCUCAGACAAACCAAGGUGUGUGAUGUGUCAGCGCUGAAGGAACUGCCAGUUCUACAGACCCUGUACCUGGAUAAUUUGGACAUCAGAGAGACCUCACUGCAGGCCCUCAGCUCUCACCCUACUCUGUCCUCACUGAGUGUCUCAGGACUGCACGCACUCAAUGGAGACACUACACUGAAGAUUAUCUCAGGUCUGAAUCUGACUCACCUGAAGCUCCCAGACAGACAGACGGUUAGCGACUCUGGAAUCCAUUUCCUAUCUCUUCUGGAGCGACUGACUGAGCUCGACCUCACUGAUUACACCCAGGUCACAGACCAAGGCAUCAGCUCCCUGGGCAGGCUGCAGCGGUUGGUGAAGCUUUCUCUGAGUAACACUUUGGUAACAGAUGCAGGGUUAGUUCACCUGCAGUCUCUGAAGAACCUCCAGGAGCUCUGUCUGGACCGCACGAGGGUCAGGAGCAAAGGGGUGGCCAAGUGCAUCAGGAACCUGCCUCGUUUACAGGUCAGGAACAGAGCUCAACACACGCACAGGCACAGACAC